AUGGUGCUGUGUCUGCCAAAGUCUGGCGUGAAAAUCCAGUACGCUAGUGCCAGCACGUACACUCUCGGCGUCUGGGAUCGAGAGCAUUCCGACACCUCAUCAAUCAUGAGCAGGCCAAACUACCCACAAAUAGCUUAUCAUCCACCACUCUCUGCCGGUCCACUGUCAUCACAUCUGGCACUGCUUCUCACCAGCAAGCAGAUCUACCAAGAGGCCAUGCCAGUCUUCUACUCGGAGAACAACUUCAUCACCGGGCUCGGUCCUUUCGACAUCUCGCUCCAGGCUCUGAAACCGCGCUGUGCCGGCCAUAUUCGACAUAUCUCCGUCUACUGGGAACCUCUAGGUACCGCCAAAACCACUGUGGCCUGCUUCACCGCCAUGAAGCGCAUGCAGAAUCUUCGCGUGGUCGACAUCUACUUCGAUACCGAGGAAUGGAAAGAACUCAAGAAGCCAUGCAAUGCUGGCAACACUUUUAUACCCGAGAAGCUGCCAGGUUUCGCCAAGCUUCGUGAUCUCUACAAUACCAGGCAGGUGACAGUCUACGGCGAUUGUGAUGAGCUACGAAGUGCUUUGGUGGCGGCACAGAAGCAAGCUCGGGAAAUCAAGGAGCAGCGAUUGACGAAGCGGAAGGCGACAGCUGCUGGUUCAAGCAAGGGACUGGGUAGUGGGUCGAAGCCGAAGAAGGCCAAGAAAGCUCACGCUGCAAGUGAUGCUUGA
Messenger RNA from Fulvia fulva, 717 nucleotides. RefSeq lists its product as uncharacterized. Bases 1 to 717 code for a protein of 238 amino acids. The record is from RefSeq and is a predicted model, not a curated record. The transcript has a single exon. Lineage: Eukaryota; Fungi; Ascomycota; Dothideomycetes; Mycosphaerellales; Mycosphaerellaceae.